AGAAAAAUAUACAGAGCAAUCAAAUUUAAUAAUAUUAUAUUAAGGUUUUCAUUUUGCUAAGAAUCUUAGAUCUCUCCAGGGAUACUUCCUCUUUCUUGUGGUCCGUGUCUAUAUAUACACACUUAUGUGUCUGUGCGAGAGGUUAACCUUCAUUUCUUGAGAGAACUCAGACAAGUUCUUUCGUCCAGUACAAUUACAUCACUACAGAAGUAUCAAUGGAGGUCAACAUGAGCUUUUCAAAUGACAUGGAUGACGAGUGUGAGAAACUCUUUAGGAGAUUGAAUCCACCCAGGGUUGUGAUUGAUAACGAAGCUUGCAAGAAUGCUACUGUCAUAAGGGUUGAUAGUGCUAACAAACAUGGAAUACUUCUUGAAGUUGUACAAGUCCUUACUGAUCUGAACCUUAUCAUAACCAAAGCUUACAUAUCUUCUGAUGGUGGUUGGUUUAUGGAUGUUUUUAAUGUUACGGAUCCUGAUGGAAACAAGGUUACUGAUGAAGCAAUUCUAGAUUAUAUUACGAAGUCUCUAGGACCAGAAUCCUGCUUUAUAUCUUCUAUGAGAUCUGUUGGGGUUAAACAAUCCAUGGACCACACUGCAAUUGAGUUAACCGGAAGUGACAGACCAGGGCUGCUAUCUGAAGUGAGUGCUGUACUCACCCACCUAAAAUGCAACGUCGUGAAUGCAGAGGUCUGGACACACAAUAUGCGGGCAGCAGCCGUGAUGCAAGUAACUGAUGAGGAAACUGGGUCGGCAAUUAUUGAUCCAGAGAAGCUAUCUAGGAUCAAGGAACUUCUUUGUAAUGUACUGAAGGGCAGUAACAAAUCUAGGGGAGCUAAAACUGUUGUAUCUCAUGGGGUCACCCACACUGAGAGAAGACUUCACCAAAUGAUGUUCGCUGAUAGGGAUUAUGAACGAGCUAACAAUGAUGAAUUAGAUGAGAAGCAAAGGCCUAAUGUGAGUGUGGUUAAUUGGUGCGAGAAGGACUACUCAGUUGUAACUAUAACAAGUAAAGAUAGGCCAAAGCUUCUCUUUGAUACAGUUUGUACAUUGACAGACAUGGAGUAUGUGGUUUUUCAUGCUAAUAUUGAUGCCGAGGGCCCAGAAGCUCAUCAGGAAUAUUAUAUCAAGCAUAUUGACGGGUCCCCUGUAAAAUCAGAGGCUGAGAGACAAAGGAUUAUACAAUGUCUUGAAGCAGCUAUUGAAAGAAGAGUAUCCGAGGGCUUGAAGCUAGAGUUAUGCACUACGGACAGAGUGGGGCUGCUAUCCGAUGUUACUCGUAUCUUUCGAGAAAAUAGCCUUACUGUCACCAGAGCAGAAGUAACAACCAGAGCAGGCAAAGCAGUUAAUACAUUUUAUGUUAGUGAUGCAUCAGGGUAUCCUGUUGAUGCUAAAACCAUAGAUUCCAUCCGGCAAGCAAUUGGCCAGACCAUACUGAAGGUGAAAGGCAGUCCUGAAGAGCUAAAACCGGUGUCUCAGGAAUCACCCACUAGGUUUCUUUUCGGAGGUCUCUUCAAAUCCAGAUCUUUUGUCAACUUUGGGUUGGUUAGAUCUUAUUCUUGAGUAAACUCUUAGCUCGCUCCCCCUGUACAUAAAAACCCUUCUGCCAGAAACACUCACUAUAGAAAGAUCUCCGGUCCUUUUAGCAUACUGUGUGACUUAAGUUUAGGAACAAAGUCAUUUGUCGUAGGAGGUAGAGACUAGAGAGAGCCAAGAGAGCAGUUGAAAUGCUUGUAUAUACGCCUAUUACCCCCUUCACUGAGCUUCACUUGUAACUGUAGAUCCUUUCAGAUGUUGGGGCUAGGAAAACAAAGAAUUACAGUGGAAAUCUCAGUUCUAACCUGUGUACAUCAUUUUCAAUUAAGUAUUUGUUUCCACUUGACUAUGUUGUAGUCUUUUCUCGUUGUUUUCCUUGGCUUAUUUAAUAACAACGUUCUGCUGAAGUAUGGAUUGUUUA
Populus euphratica (Euphrates poplar) is the source of this 1953-nucleotide messenger RNA. RefSeq lists its product as uncharacterized. The record is from RefSeq and is a predicted model, not a curated record. Lineage: Eukaryota; Viridiplantae; Streptophyta; Magnoliopsida; Malpighiales; Salicaceae. The transcript is spliced from 8 exons. Bases 216 to 1559 code for a protein of 447 amino acids.